AUGUAUCCCAAUGAAAAAGACACUGAAUUAGGUCAUUUGUAUUUUAUACCAAAGCCACAGAAAACUGGUACACCAUUACGACCUAUUGUCGCUGCAAUUUAUGCACCAGCAAUCUUAGUAUCAAAAUUUCUUGAUGAUAAACUUCGAUCUAUUUUCAAUCAAGUUGCUCGACAAACAAUCUAUAUUAACAGUAUGGAUCUUGUUAAACAGUUAGAAACAUAUCAAAAUUCUGGACACUUACUACAAACGACAAAAUUUAUAACAGCCGAUGUAAAAAAUCUUUAUACUAUGAUACCAAAAGGUGGUGCAUUGGAUGCAUUAUAUCGAUUUUGUAUUAAACAUGGCAAAAAUCGUCACAUUGGCAAUUUACAUGCGAAUACCAUUAUUCGAUUGGCAUGUCUCGUAUUAGAGACAAAUUGUUUUGUUUUUGAUAAUAAAUAUUAUAAAAAAAUUCGUGGUGGUGCUAUGGAAUCCCCAUUUACAAUGACAUUAGCUAAUAUUUAUAUGUAUGAAUGGGAACAAUCCCUAAUACAAUAUGAACACCAACGAAAUGAACUAUACGGCCGAUAUAUUGAUGAUAUAUUUAUGACUUCAAAUGAACCUGAUGAAAACAUUAAAGUAUUACUUGAUCGAGAAAAUGACAAAGAUCCAAAUAUUCGUAUUACUUAUACCAUUCAUGAAUCUGUCAAAUUUCUUGAUGUCCAAGUUGCCAAUGUUCAAGGCCAAUUAAAAACGUCAGUUUUUCGUACACCAGCUGCCGAACCUUACAUACUACCAUACACGUCGGAUCAUCCACGUCAUAUUCAUUCCAAUACAAUCCAAACAGCUUUACUUCGUGCUAUUCGACUUUGUUCAGACAUAGAAAUAUUCGACCAAGAACGAUUAAAUAUUGAAAUAGCCUUACUCUUGAACGGAUAUCCACUAAAUUUUAUUAAAUGUCAUCUUAAACAAUUCUUCAAAACCCAUAAUGCUAUACCAAUCUACCAAGAUUUACAUGGUGAAACCUAUAAAAAAUUACAUCUAUAA
Rotaria sp. Silwood2 is the source of this 1026-nucleotide messenger RNA. The record is from the annotation of a GenBank genome assembly. NCBI's taxonomy places the organism in Eukaryota, Metazoa, Rotifera, Eurotatoria, Philodinida, Philodinidae.